Messenger RNA from Rubroshorea leprosula, 1163 nucleotides. NCBI's taxonomy places the organism in Eukaryota, Viridiplantae, Streptophyta, Magnoliopsida, Malvales, Dipterocarpaceae. The record is from the annotation of a GenBank genome assembly.
AAAGUAGUGAAGUAUUAUUAUUGCUUGUAGUAAAGAUUUUGAAUCCACUAGUGAAGACUCUGAACUCUGUCAAUUUCAGGGACAAACAUUUUCAUAUCAAUCGGUCACAUAAGGACAAAGAUUUUCUUAUAAAUCUGUCUCAUAACCAGUUAUGAUGCCAUUUGAUUAUUUGGUGGCAAGUUUUUUAUACAAAACUCUGUCAUGCUGCCAUUCCAGAUUCAUGGAACUCUAUAGAAGUCCAAUCUAUAUCGUCUCUUUUUCUCUUAACAUUCUCUUCUCUUCUGCCCUAUGAAGGAGACAAAGCUAGCUGAAACUGAUUCUACUGUUAAGAAGGCUGAAGAUAUGGUCAGCACAAUGCUAGCAAAGGGCUUUGUCUUGGGAAAAGGUGCUAUCAACAAGGCAAAGGUUUUUGACGAGCAGCACCAAUUGACCUCAAAUGCAUCUGCCACAGUAGCUUCCAUUGAUCGUAAAAUGGGUGAUGAUGGGGCAGAGUUUGCACGCUGGGGCAAGGGUCUUAGGGUUAGAGACUGGUGGCAGGAGGGAAGCUGGGCCCUUCCUAGCAGUUCGGCACUUCCUAGCAGUUCGGCACUUCAGAUCAGCCAACCAAUAAACCAUGGACUCCAAAUUGAUAAUUUAAACCCAUCAAAUGGAUAAUCACAAGGAACCCACACUUAUAAGGCCAACUCUUAUCCAUAUGUAGCCCAAAAGCUAUCCAAAUUCUAUUUUAAGACUGACCAUAUUCCAUCCACUAACUGCUUCCUCCAUGUGGCAGAACUUGGUUGCGCUUCAGCUUAUCCCAUGGUGCUUCGUGCAACUUAUCAACGCCUUUUGCCUGGUUGCCCAUUCAUCUGCUCACAAUUUGGCAAAAUGACAGCCAGCCAACUUCUAUCAUGGACACGGAGCACCAUCAGGCUUGUGCUAAUAAAGAAUUAAUGAUAUGCGGACAACUUAUUUAUACAGUAGUCACUCUUUGUGGGUUCUGGUAAGAGGAAUUUGGGCCAAGCAACACCUCCACUGAUAGUGCAUCACGAUACCACUGAAAAAGUGAGUGAAAUCUAUUGUUCAAAGAGAGGGCUCCAGCUCUAAAGAUAGUCUAAAUGACUGGGAGAAAACAAGCCUUCCACAAUCGUACCACAAAUGCCUAAUAAACUUCUAAGAGCGAU